GCCAGCCAUUGAACGUUCUGGAACUGCGUUCCCAGCCUCUAUUGCUGCCAUUCACCGGAGAGACUGAGCUCCCAACCCCUGUUGUUGCCAUUUGUCGGUGGGACUUGACCACUUAGCUACACGCCAGUGUACUCCUGCACAGCAGAGUCAAGAGUUGCAUCACACCUGCAGUAUCAGCUGCACAUUUCCAACAUGAAAAGCAUAAUUUUAUCUGCUUUAGUCUUCUGUUUUUUCCUUCUGGUGCAGGAACAGGUGCAUGGGGAAAGAAAUGUAGCAAAUCGUCAGGAGGUAAAUGGUCAAGACCUGCUGACUCAGAGAAGAAGAGAUACAGGUACUGACAAACAUGGCGGGAAAAGUGUUGGUCACGGCAGAAUUGAAGAAGUAGGAACAGGUCGCCGAGACAAGAAUGGAGGAAAACCUGUUCCUUCCAAGAAAAAAGAAACUAAAAAUGUUAAGAAAUCGUUAAAACAUCGAACUAAAAAACAGAAAACGAGUUUUCGCACCAAGAAUGGACAAAAGCGUCAUGAAGGGCAGAGGAGGAAAAGUUCUAUCAAAAGGAAAGGAGAAAAACGUCGAGGAAGCAAGAAAGGCAUAAAGAAUAGUGUAGAUCAACCCAUCAGGAGUAAGAAAAAAACUAGUCGCACCAAGAGCGGAAAGAAAGAUCGCGGAGGCAAGAAUAAGGAUAAACUCCAACGUGGCAAACAACGGCGGCAGAAGAAGAAGAAAGAUGGUCGCGUCAAGAAUGGCAAAAAGGUUUUCACUGUCAAGAAGGCUGCUAAGGGACGUGACAAGACUGAUAAAGAAGUUCCCACUGCCAAAAAGAUCGUUAAGGGACGAAAAGUUACUACAGAGAAAAAACAAAAGAAGAAAUCAAGAAAAAAUUUAAAAGAGUCGAAACACAAAAAUCGAAAGACAGGCGGCCGAAAACAGAAAAAAAAUAAAAAAUCAAUGAAAACAAACUCAAAGAAAACAAAACCCCGAAAAAAUCAAAAUGAGAAGCCUGCGUCAAAUAAACAAAGGAAUAUGAUGAAUGGGAAGAAAGCUAAGAAAGUUAAAGGCAUUAAAGUAAAGGGGAAUAAACACAAAAAGAAGCAAAACAAAGCUAGCAAGAACCAGAUGAAAAGUAACAAAAAAACUAAGAAAAACCUUAAAACCAUAAAUAAGGACAAACGCAAGAAACACAAAAAUACCAAGAAGAAUAAAACCAAAGUUAAAAACAGCAAGAACUCUAAAAAAAACAAUAAAAAGCCCAAGAAAAGUAAAUCCAAGGCGGGUAAGAAAGGUGACGAGCCGGCAGUAAAGGAGGAAGGGAAGCAGUCUGACGGGAGGAAAGGUUAUCCAGCUUCGGGUGAGAGUCAUGGUGACGAUUUUGACUCCAAAAGAAAGUGCAAACCUCACAAAAAGUGUACUCAAGCCGGCGGGAAGUGUCAGAAGAAAAAGACCUGCAAGACUAAAGUUGUCGCUGUCAAGUGCAAGGGGAAGUCGUGCGAGUGUUGCCUCUUACCUUGUGCACUGAAACCCAAAAAGAAGUGUAAGAAAUACAAGGGCGUGUGCAAGAAGAAGUGCGGGACGAAGGAGCGCCAGAUAGCCAAGGGCUGCUCCAAGAAGAAUUGCGUCUGCUGUGUCAAGGCUUGCAAGCCAUUGAGCGCCUGCAAUGUUCUUGGUGGUCACUGUGUCGACAAUAAGAAACUCUGCACAGGAUUGAUAAACAAAAAGGGCUGCAAGGGAACCAACUGUCUCUGUUGUUAUCCAGCUUCGACAACAACCCAAGUGUCAAAUGCAACAACCUCAAGAUCAUAUACAACUAUUGCAGCAAACUCAACUACUGCAACAAACACUAUAACAACUUCAACCAACGUGACAACAUUGGCAACCAGUGUGAUAACUACUGCAGCCAACACGACAACUACAGCCAACACGCCGACUACAGCAGCCAACACGACGACUACAGCAGCCAUCACGACGACUACAGCAGCCAACACGACGACUACAGCAGCCAUCACGACGACUACAGCAGCAAACACGACGACUACAACAGCCAACCCAACGACUACUUCAGCCAACACGACGACUACAGCAGCAAACACGACGACUACAACAGCCAACCCAACGACUACUUCAGCCAACACGACGACUACUAUAGUAAAUACAACAACUACUGUAGUCACCACAACUACAGUGAACAAUACAGCAUUACUGGCUAAUCUCACUUUGCAACUCAACCUGUUACUCGCCACUCUAAACGGUACAACUAAUAUAUUAACAACAUUGCAAGCCCUUCAAGUUCAAAUUAAUAACAUUAUUACCACAAUUAACGCAAUACUUGGAGCAGGGAGGAGGAGACGCAGCACCUCACAAGAAAUUCUGUUGAUCCAAUAUAUCAUCGACAACACAACAGACGCGUUGGCAAAUAGUGACUUUACCUCUGCCAAUGGUUUCCUUCCCCAGCUAAUUGUGGCGCAGACCAAAUUAGCCCAGAUAUUAUCAUGCGCAGUUAAUCGGUCGUUGUUAGUCAAUUCAGGCCUGCUAACAAGCGCACAGUCUGCUCUAGUCAGCGUCAACAAAGCUAUAUUUGCUGCUAAUACACAGAGAAGCAGUACGGUCGACCAGAUCAACACCGUUCAGGCACAGAUCAGCCAACUCGGAGGAACCACUGUGAUUGUACCUACCAUCUCGCCCCUGAUAAUCACCCCGGAGUCCUUGGUCAGUUGCCAGUUAACAACCUCAGCACCAAACCCAACUACUCCGAGUACCAACAUAACUACUACAGCCAUCAUAACUUCUACGGCCAACAAUUCAACCGUCAAUGCAACAUUGGCGAGUCUCACUUCGCAACUUAGCCAACUCCUAAGCGCCUUAAAUCAAACAGACAACGCUAUUACAAAUCUUCAAAUCCUUCAGAGUCAGCUGGCUAGCCUUGUGGCCGCAGUUAACGCAUCGAUAGGAGGAGGAAGAAGAAGAAAACGCAGCCCUGCAGAUGAAAUCAUCAAGAUUACAACGAUCAUCACACAAGUUCAGUUAGUGAUAAAACUAGGUAACAUUGACGCAUUAACUUCAUUGAACGGGCAACUGAUAACGGCGGUGAUCAUAGCGACUACAAUAACACAAAGUAUUAUUACUAAACAAUAUAUACCCGAUGAGACCUUUCGGACGACGGUGAUAACAACUGUUACCGAUAUUAUUAGUAUCGUCAUAGAUGCAAGAACUCUGAGAGCCACUAUAGUGGAAGAAAUCACAGUAGUUCAGGUGAGCAUCAGCCAAAAGGGAGGAACCACGGUAACUAUACCUCCAGCCCCACCAACCCAGACAAUCGUUCCCACGGAAACACCACUGGCAACAAUCCCAGUUAGCACACCGCCUCCAGCAAUCCCGAGUACCACUUCAGUUUCAGCAUUCCCCAUUCUAUCAACCACAGGAACUGCACCGGGUUCUUCAAGCCCAGGUUCUCCACAGGGUACAACAGUACCUGGUACUACACCUGGUCAAACAAGUAUAGGUACUUCACCAGGCCCAACAACCUCUGGUGGUACAACAGGCCCAACAUCCUCUGGUAGUAUAACGGGUCCAACAACCUCUGGUGGUACAACGGGUCCAACUGCCUCUGGUGGUACAACGGGUCCAACAGCCUCUGGUGGUACAACGGGUCCAACAGCCUCUGGUGGUACAACGGGUCCAAUAACCUCGGGUGGUACAACUGGCUCAACAUCUGGUUCUAGUUCAACCUGAAAAGUGUAGUGUAUCAAGCUCAACGACCUCGAGUUGUACAACCAAAAAUGAACGGUAGUAUAGCUAUCAGCUAACAGUACUACAACAGUAAGUGAAACAAUUUAGAAGACUACAACAAGAAAUAGAAAAUCUUCAGUGAUUACAACCGGAAUUUCAAUAAGAGUAGGGAAUAUCAGCAUAAUAUACGGAAGUCAAAUGUCACUUAUUAGUAUGAAUGAUACAAUAUAGUUAAUUAGCUGUUUUAAUAGUUUUCUUCGGCCAUACACAUUAACACAUGUUAAAAGCACACAUUGACACAUUUUAAAGGUAUAUAUCAGCACCUGUUCAAAGUGCACAUUAAAACUUGUUAAAAUAUACGUUAACAAAUAUAAAAGCAUCAUAUUAACAUAUGUUACAAGUACACAUGAACAAUGUUAAAAGUACACAUUAAUACAUUGUAAAGGAAACAUUAACUCAUGAUUAAAUUACAUGUUAACACAUGUUAGAAGUACAAAUAUAAACAUGGUAAAUCUACACAUUAACAAAUGUUAAAGGUAAACAUUAACACCUUAAAAGCAAGAUAAAUAAAACCAGAUCUUUAAUUCCAUAUUAUGACACACAGAUUUGUUUAAUGAAAUGCACAAAUGUUAAUUCCUUAUUAUGUAACAAAAAAAUUCGUUUCAAAUGCAUUUUCGUUGCAAACUGUGAACUGACAUAUUUGAUAGUUUUAUGUAAUGUUUAUAUCAUCACUUUGAUGAAGUAUUUCCUAAAUAUCACAUUCACAAUCUGAUAUAUUAUAUAUAUUAAAACUACUUUCUUAUCAAGUUAAAUGUAUUUAUUCAAUUUUAUUUUAUCACAUGCAUAUGACUGUUAUACACACAAGAUCGGUCCGGUAUUGGCCUUUUGAGUGCUGCACUGAGCAUUUACACACAAAAACUGUUCUGGACAAGUAAACUCUACAGAACAA
Procambarus clarkii (red swamp crayfish) is the source of this 4672-nucleotide messenger RNA. Lineage: Eukaryota; Metazoa; Arthropoda; Malacostraca; Decapoda; Cambaridae. The record is from RefSeq and is a predicted model, not a curated record.